Molecule: messenger RNA, 1156 nt
Organism: Capsaspora owczarzaki ATCC 30864
Lineage: Eukaryota; Filasterea; Ministeriida; Capsasporidae
Product: nucleoporin Seh1
Exons: 10
Coding region: 37-1002 (321 amino acids)
Biological process (GO): cellular response to amino acid starvation; positive regulation of TORC1 signaling
Cellular component (GO): Seh1-associated complex; nuclear pore outer ring
Molecular function (GO): structural molecule activity; protein binding
Source: RefSeq, a predicted model, not a curated record
GUUUUUGUUUGUCUCUCGUUGUUCAUUUUUGCAACCAUGAUGCGCAUUACGAACAACGUGGACACCAAGCACGAGGACAUCAUCCACGACGUCGCGUACGACUUUUACGGCAAGCGGAUGGCGACGUGCUCGAGUGACCACCGCGUCAAGAUCUGGGACUUGGGCGACGACGGCAGCUGGAAUUGCACUUACACGAUCAACAAGGCACACAACGCGUCGGUCUGGAAGGUCGCAUGGGCACACCCCGAAUACGGCCAAGUCGUCGCGUCUUGCUCGUUCGAUCGCACCGUCAACAUUUACGAAGAGCAAGUAGAGGAGGAUUCCAAGAAGCAAAGCACCUGGCUCCGCAAGGCCAUGUUGGUUGACAGCCGAGACACUGUCAGGGAUAUCAAGUUUGCUCCCAAGCAUGCUGGUUUGAAGUUGGCCACUUGCUCAGCGGACGGCUACGUACGGAUAUACGAGGCAAACGAUGUCAUGAACCUGACAUUCUGGCCUCUGAUGGAGGAGUUUGAAGCACGCAAGGAAGGCUGCAAUUGCAUUUCAUGGAAUCCAUCCAAGUAUCACUCUCCCAUGAUUGCAGUCGGUAGCGACGAUGUGCUCAUCCGCAUCUGGGAAUACAACGAGACUGUGCGUCGUUGGCAAUGCUUGGACACACAGAUCGACCACAGCGCAGCAGUCUACGACGUUGCUUUUGCUCCCAACGUUGGCCGAUCAUAUCAUCUUCUUGCGUCCUGCUCGAAAGACAAGACAGUCAAGAUUUGGAAGCUCAUCCCACCAGGCGCCGCGGGUCCUGGCGCCGAUGUGGUUUCUUCUGGCAAGCUGACAGUGCAGCUUGCAGCCACCUUCAAGCAUGAUUCCGAGGUUUGGCGCGUCGAAUGGAACGUGACUGGUACCAUUCUAGCUUCCUCGUCCGACGAUGGCACCGUUCAAUUGUACAAGCUCGGAAUGCAACCCGAUGAAUGGAGGCGCAUCUCAGUGGUCAAUGGCACACCGGUCGAUUAAAUUGGCGUUUCAGCUGGAAUGGCUCCUUGAUUGGUGCUCAUGUUUUUGUUUUUCACUUCUGUUUCAAUCUGCUGUGUCUGCGCUCGGCAAUCUCAGCUGGAUUGUCUUGUCUACAUGUUAACGAAAAAACGAAAUGCGAGAAACACGCGAUUGC